GCCAAAUGCCAAUAUUCUGGAGGGUGCUUUCUCGCUUUCUUUCUCACUCACAUUCUCUACAGUGCAUGUCUCUGUCUCUGUCUCUGUCUCUGUCUCCUCUGUUUCUUCUCUUAAAACCCAAACAAACUAACCCAGUUUUUACUUCAAAAACUCAGACAAGUUUCUCUCCUCAAAGACUGUUACUACUCUAAUUAUAUUCUCAAUCUCCUUCUCUCUCACGUACACUCAAAUAUAUAUACGUACAGCACUGACUCUGUCUCCCUAUCUGUCUCUGUCCAUGAUGGAAAAUAAUGGUUUCUCUUCUCCGCGAAAUGAUUCGUUUCCUGCUGGUCUCCGUGUUCUCGUUGUCGAUGAUGAUCCCACCUGGUUAAAAAUCCUCGAAAAGAUGCUCAAGAAAUGCUCUUAUGAAGUGACCACAUGCGGUUUGGCAAGAGAUGCUUUGAACCUGCUUCGUGAGAGGAAAGGAGGAUAUGACAUUGUAAUUAGUGACGUCUACAUGCCUGACAUGGAUGGUUUCAAACUCUUAGAGCAAGUUGGACUGGAGAUGGAUCUUCCAGUCAUUAUGAUGUCUGUUGAUGGAGAGACAAGCAGGGUGAUGAAAGGCGUUCAACAUGGAGCAUGUGAUUAUCUUCUUAAGCCUAUACGAAUGAAAGAACUCCGGAAUAUAUGGCAGCAUGUAUUCAGAAAGAAAAUACAUGAGGUAAGAGACAUUGAAACUCUUGAACGGGUCGAAAGUUUUCAAAUGACUAGAAAUGGAUCAGAUCAAUAUGAGGAUGGGCAUGUGCUCUGUGGAGAAGAUCUUACUUCCAUAAAGAAAAGAAAACAUAUUGAAAGCAAGCAUGAUGAAAAAGACACUGGUGAUAGUAUUUCUACAAAGAAAGCUAGAGUAGUUUGGUCAGUAGAUCUUCACCAGAAAUUUGUCAAAGCCGUAAAUCAGAUAGGAUUUGAUACCACAUCUUUGCCAUCCUUCGACGGAGCAAUGACAGGUAGUGUCUGUUUGGCAGAAGUUGGUCCCAAGAAAAUACUUGACAUGAUGAACGUGCCAUGGCUAACAAGAGAAAACGUUGCUAGCCACUUGCAGAAAUACCGUCUCUAUUUGAGUAGGUUGCAGAAAGAAAACGAUUUUAAAAAUCCUGCUGGUGGGAUAAAGCAGUCAGAUUCACCUUUAAGAGAUUCUGCAGGAAGUUUUGGCUCUCAGAACUCCAUCAACUUGCAGCACAAUGAUGUUUCGAAUGGGAGCUACAGAUUUUCUGGUAGUAGCUUAGUUGUCCACAAUGGGGAUCCCAGAAGCCAUGACAGUGAUCGAAAGAGACUUGUUUCAACGCCUGUGGAAGAACCCAAAAGAACCUUAACUGUUAAUGUUCCCAAUCCUUGUAUACCCAGAAGUUCACAAAUGGAAUUUGGUCAUCCCCUUGCACCUCCACAAUCAGAAGUAGACUUUGGAGCAUUGGAUUCUACUUUCCCAACAAAGUAUCCUUGGUGUGGAAUUCCAGAGAUUCAACUAAAAAAAGAACAUAAUCCACUUCAUUUGAAUGAUGAAUUCAGCCACCUUCCACUGCCUGGUCAAAAGCAGCUUACCCAAGCUGAUUAUCCACAACCUGCUCCAGCCAUCAGUUCUGCACCAUCCUUAACACCUUCUCAUAACGAGUACAGGAGCAAUGUUAACCAUGCAAGUUCAACAGCUAUUGCGGUUGACUCUAGCCCUAUUCAAACAAAGACCAAUGUGGCAAAUCAUCAAGCUAUUGAGCUCAUUUCCAAGAGCACACCAAGUUUGGAAAAUCAAGGCUUCAAUAUGAAUUCCAUUACAGAAUUUGAAUCUUCCCGGAAAAACAUAAAUUUGGGAAUGCUACCUUUCACAACUUUGGAGGAAGACUUGCAAGUAUGUUGGGUUCCAGGUGAUUGCUAUAUGAAUCUCGGACUCCAGAACAUAGAGGUUCUGGAAUACUUCGACCCAGGUCUUAUCACAGACGUACCGGUAAACUUGAAUGAUGGGCUGAGGUUUGACUAUGAGUUCAAUGACCCAACAGAAUAUUCUCUAAUAGAUCAAAGCUUGUUUAUAGCAUGAUCUUCCUCUCCCUUCCAUUCAUAUUCAAUGAUGAAGGAUCACUUGCCUUAUCUUUUUCUGUACCAAUACAUUAUAGGAGCCUUCUAACUCUGGGUUGGGAUAUUUUAUUUUUGAUCGGUCUGGUCUUGGAUGUUGAAACAUGUAUAAUAGGAGUGAUGACAAACAUCCAGCAUAAUAAUGUCUGUCACUCACCUCUGGUACCUGCAUUACUGUGCUGUAUGCUGCAUCUGUCACAUUCCUUACAAUGUAUUAGCUGCCGGAAGUAGAAAUCUUAUCAUCGCACAUCUCAUUCUGCUGCUUUAA
This is a messenger RNA of Populus trichocarpa (black cottonwood), 2368 nucleotides long. Its product is annotated as two-component response regulator ARR11. The record is from RefSeq and is a predicted model, not a curated record. NCBI's taxonomy places the organism in Eukaryota, Viridiplantae, Streptophyta, Magnoliopsida, Malpighiales, Salicaceae. The transcript is spliced from 5 exons. Gene Ontology annotation, molecular function: DNA-binding transcription factor activity; DNA binding. Bases 278 to 2065 code for a protein of 595 amino acids. Gene Ontology annotation, biological process: cytokinin-activated signaling pathway; phosphorelay signal transduction system.